CAGUGCUUCAAAGAAAACAAAAAGCAUUUUGAUACUUAAUUUAUUUAAGACUAAAAUUAAAAUAAUAAUCCAAAACAGAAAACAGGCCAAAGGUGUAGAGGUGGUUUAUGUGAGACUGCAAAUAGUUCUUAGGAUUAGCUCGCUCGUGAUAUCGCGGCUUGCUUAACAGAUCAUGUGACCUGCCAAAAUGUCCAACUCGGUAGCUCCAGGUAUCCGCUGUCUUCAACAAGCUGGUGGAUCUUGUUGCUGUGAUAGAAACAAGGGCUACCGAGCGUAUAUUUUAAUAUUGACAUUUCUUGUAUACACAUCAUAUCAUCUUGCCAAAAAGCCUCUCAGCGUAGUUAAGAAUGCCCUCCAUGGGAAUUGUUCCAGUAAAGCAGAUAACUUUUCACUCAAUGAUACAGCCUGUGAUUGGAAGCCUUUUGAUAAAGAGAAUGCAGAGGAGCUGCUUGGUAGCUUGGACUAUGCUUUCUUAUUUGCCUAUGCUGUGGGCAUGUUUAUUAGCGGCCAUGUUGCAGAAAGGAUGAAUUUAAGAUAUUUCCUCAGCGUGGGAAUGAUUUUGACAGGAAUUCUUACUGCUCUGUUUGGCAUGGGAUAUUUUUGGAAUAUCCAUUUAUUAAUAUUUUAUUUAACUGUACAGAUCAUCACUGGGUUGUUCCAAUCAACAGGCUGGCCUAGUGUGGUGGCCACAGUAGGGAAUUGGUUUGGCAAGGGAAAGCGAGGUUUUAUCAUGGGGGUAUGGAACUCUCAUACCAGUGUAGGGAACAUCCUUGGUUCUGUCAUAGCUGCUGCCUUUGUCAACUACGCCUGGGGGUGGUCCUUUGUGGUCCCUGGCUUGAUAAUAGGAGGACUUGGGAUAGUGGUGUUCUUCUUCCUUGUGCCUGACCCAGAAGAUGUUGAAUGUAGUUUACCAGACCAUCAGGGCAAGCAAGUAGAGACUCAUAACCGGGCUCGGGAUCUUGUAGAGUCCUACAACCCAGACCAUGACAAGUUUAUGGAAAAGACACCAUUUUUGGGAGAGGAACCCGUCCAUAGAUAUGUAUACUCUAGAAUACCAAACGCAGAAGAGGAACCCCUUUCAUCUCAGUCCGUAAAUAAUGUUGAUAAUCUGCCUCAGGAGCAUGCUGAACACGAACCCAUUUCUCUACUGGGGGCCUUGAAAGUACCUGGUGUAGUAGAAUUUUCUCUGUGUUUGUUUUUUGCUAAACUGGUCAGUUACACCUUCCUGUUCUGGCUACCAAAAUACAUCAAAGCUACCACUUCUCUGUCUUCUGAACAAUCUGGUGAUUUGUCUACUGUCUUUGACUUUGGGGGCAUUUUUGGUGGUAUAAUAGCAGGUGUUAUAUCUGACAUUACUGGAGGGAGAGCAACUGUUUGUCUAGUCAUGUUGAUUAUUGCAGCACCAGUGUUAUUCAUUUACAAUGCAUAUGGGACAGUGACCUGGGCUUUCAACAUAUUCCUGUUAUUUACCUGUGGUUUCUUUGUCAAUGGUCCCUAUGCCCUGAUAACAACUGCAGUGUCAGCAGACCUGGGCACUCACAAGAGUCUGAAGGGGAACGCCAAAGCUCUGGCCACUGUCACAGCUAUUAUAGACGGAACUGGGUCUAUGGGUGCUGCACUUGGUCCUCUACUCACAGGUCUUAUCACUCAGGGAGAAAGAAAAGACGCCUGGAAGGAUGUUUUCUAUAUGCUCAUUGCUGCUGAUGUGGCCGCUCUACUGCUCCUCUUUCGGCUUGUAUAUAGAGAAUUCAGUGGUUGGUGUCGACGUAGGGAAGUGGAGUUAUGAUCGAACAUCCUGACCUUGGAUGACCUUGAAUGAAGAUGAAUGCAGUAAAUGGUGACCUUUACCUUUAAUAUCACUUUCAAGGUGCAAUCAUUAUUGAAUAUCUCCCUGGCAUUCAACAAUCAGAGAGUUAUUCCUCUAACCUCAGACAUUCCUGUCUCACUGUAAUUUGUCUAAUUUUUUUUUUCAACCACAAAAUCAUCUGCUAAGUGUUUUAUUUGUGGAUUUGAAGUGAUUGUGGUUUUUAUUCACAUGAACAAAACUAGGAGGUGGUUUUAUUCAAUAUUGUUUAAGCAAUUUAGACAAGACAAAAAUAUUAAAACGUAGAGUUAUGAAAUCUGAAGUAUAUUGAUAGCCCCCCUUCCUCACCCACACCCCCUUCCCAAAAGGUCUUAUAAAUAAAGUUAAUUGAUCAGUGAUGGAGAAAAGACAUCACUACAAAGGCAGUGUUCAAAAAUUUUUAAUCCUACUUUCUAAAAUUGUGAUAUUUUUUUAAUUCAAAUGAAGUAGUUUCUCAUUUGGGGAUAGAGUUUCUUAGGUCACAGCAAUAAGUGGAAAUGAGCCAUUUUUAUUUUAAAUUGUAGAUUACAAGCAGGUCUAGAAGGAAUUUACUUUACAUAUUUUGUGUUUUAGUGUGUUUUUAUCUUUUUUUUAAAGAUAUUUACCCAUUUUAUCAAAAAAUAAUUCUCCCUUUUAACCUAGAUCACAGCAUUGAAAUAUUUGAACAAGUGAAACACAUUGUUAAAGUUAAACUGCAAAGAAUGAUUCUCAUGUCAAAAUACUAUUAAAUUUUAUGGUUUAUGAACAUGAUUAUUUUGUUCAAUGAGAUAUCGUUCUCCACACACAUACACAUAUAUGUUUAUAAGCAAUAUUUUAAACAGAACUACAGAGGUAAUGUGGGGUUAAUGAACAGUGGUAAUGUGGGGUUAAUGAAAAGAUAACGGAUUGCAAAUGCCAGCCAGGUGAUUAUUUUAAAUGACAUCUAUUUUUACAGGCUAUCAUUAGCUUCUUUUGUGAAAUUUAUACAGUAACCAACUUAAUUUCCAACUUAAUUUUUAUGGUGUUUUUUUCACACAAUACUGAAAUUGAAGGUCUCCAAAAUUUUUUGUAAACUAUGAUACAUUUGUCUUCUUUUCUUAGACAAGAAGGUACAAAUAAUUUUCAGUCCUAUCGUAAGGUAUUUGAAUGAAAACUAUAAAUGUUUUCCUUGGAUGAAGAAAAUCUGAAUAUGAGAAAAACAUUUUGAUAAUCCGUAUUUGACACUUCACUGGUGCAUUUGCACUACCUGUCAUCAUUUAAUGGACAGAUUGUUUGACAUUUUGGAACUAAUUUCAAAUACCAUUUUAUGAUUUAUGAUUGUUAUAUAAUAGUAAUUUUGCUUCAAAUAAUCUCUGGCUAUUUAUUAAUGUGCCCCAGCCAUUCCUGUACAAUUUAAGCUAAUUCAAGCAUCUUGGUCAAAAACUUCAUCAGAGUUGGCAAGUUCAUUUCACAUUCCAAGAAAAUGCCACCACUCCACAAUGAUGUAAUAUAUUUUCUAUGCCUUUAUACACAAGGAGUGGUUUCGAGCAGGUGGAUACUGCAUUGUGAUACAUAUAGUAGGUACACCAUGGCUGGAUGAGAAGUAUUACUCCAACCAAUACCACAACAGAUGGGGAGAACAAAAGAUCCCUGCAGUUAGCAUCAAUGCAUAGCGUGCAUUUUGCAAACCACGCCAUGUCUUGUUCUUAUUUUCUCAACACUCGUCAUGAAAUAAAUAUUAUGUAUAUACCGUUACACAACUUGGUUCAAAUCUGGGAAGUUCAAUUCUGGAUGUAUAUUUUUUUUUUUUUUCUUUUCUUAGGGUAAUGACACUGGGUGAUAUUUGAAAACUGAAAUCUUAAGAUGCUGACAUUCAGAUGUUGAAAUUCGUCCUUCCUAAACCAAGUUUAGUUCUUAGGUUUCUAGAAGAUAAUGACACUAUCUGUAAUAUUUUACUUUGUUGUGUGUUGUGGAGUUUUUUCCUCUUUUAUAAUAAUUGUUAUUCAAUUUUUUUAAGGGGAUGAAGUGUAAUUCUUAAUAUAAUAUUCUAAUGUAAACCUGAACAAACAUUCAGAAGAUUGCCAUUGGCAGUGUCAAGUCUCUUGCUGUUAUGUUUUGCCAUACAUUAGCAAGGUUGCUUUUUUAAAGUCCUGUAUAGUAUAGAUUGGUAAAAUUUAGUUUUAUUGCAUACUGUUAUCCAAUGUAGAUAGUUAAAAGUUACAAUUAUGAUAUUUGUAUCUCCUGACAACUUCACCUCAAGUGUUGAUUCAUCAGGGCUGGAAAGGUACCACAAACUUGACAAAAAUAAUUCCAACUUACAGCUUGUUUCCCAUUUCAUUUUAUAUACAGUUUACCUCCUCUUCUGGAGUUGUAAGCAGACUUGUUAACAAGAAAGGUUAACACAUUGAACAAAGUUUCAUAGUAUGUGAUAGUUAAAAUAAGGUGACAUGGUUUCAUAUAAUUUUGAGUGAAGAUAAUAAAUUAAAUUAAA
Messenger RNA from Lingula anatina, 4292 nucleotides. Its product is annotated as glucose-6-phosphate exchanger SLC37A2. Gene Ontology annotation, cellular component: endoplasmic reticulum membrane. Gene Ontology annotation, molecular function: glucose 6-phosphate:phosphate antiporter activity. Gene Ontology annotation, biological process: phosphate ion transmembrane transport; glucose-6-phosphate transport. NCBI's taxonomy places the organism in Eukaryota, Metazoa, Brachiopoda, Lingulata, Lingulida, Lingulidae. The record is from RefSeq and is a predicted model, not a curated record.